Molecule: messenger RNA, 1212 nt
Organism: Vitis riparia (riverbank grape)
Lineage: Eukaryota; Viridiplantae; Streptophyta; Magnoliopsida; Vitales; Vitaceae
Product: thioredoxin-like protein CDSP32, chloroplastic
Exons: 1
Coding region: 172-1068 (298 amino acids)
Molecular function (GO): oxidoreductase activity, acting on a sulfur group of donors, disulfide as acceptor
Source: RefSeq, a predicted model, not a curated record
GGAUAAUAUCAACCACAGGCCAAACGAGUGGAUGAAAUUUGAUCAUCUGAGAUUUUUUAUUAAUUUCAUCGCUGUUUAACACCAUCUCUCUGCAUCUCCGGAGUCUCAUCUUCAAUCUAACCCUCCUCUUCAGAAGCCCAGACACACACUACUCCCUCUCUCACUUUCUCCAUGGCUACAAUCGCGAACUUCUUGUCUAAGCCCCCUUCAUCUCUGCCCCCUAAAAUCAAUGCUUUGUCCUCCGUUUUUUCAUCUUCUCUGUCCUUUACAAAACCCAGACCCCUAAUGAUGAAACUUGGAACAAGCAGAAGCACUAACAGCUUCACAGUGAAAGCCACAGCGGCACCAAGCAAGACUAAGAAAGCCGAGAGUGAUGAGAGAGUAAAACAUGUCCACAGCAUAGAGGAGUUCGACGAAGCCCUUCGAACGGCGAAAAACAAGCUGGUGGUGGUGGAAUUCGGCGCCAGCCACAGCAUCCACAGCAAAAAAAUCUACCCUUUCAUGGUGGACCUCAGCCGCCAAUGCAGCGACGUGGAGUUUUUAUUAGUAAUGGGCGACGAAUCGGAAAAAACCAGAGAACUCUGCCAGAGGGAGAACAUCGACCAAGUCCCACACUUCAGCUUCUACAAGAACAAGGAGAAGAUCCACGAGGAAGAAGGGAUCGGCCCAGAUGAGCUGAUGGGAGACGUGCUAUACUACGGAGACAACCACUCGGCUGUGGUGCAACUGCACUCGGGAGAAGAUGUGGAGCGGCUGAUCCAAGACCAUAAAGCUGACAACAAGCUCAUAGUUCUGGAUGUGGGAUUGAAGCACUGUGGGCCCUGCGUGAAGGUGUAUCCAACGGUGAUUAAGCUCUCAAGGCAGAUGACUGAUACGGUGGUGUUCGCCAGAAUGAACGGGGAUGAGAACGAUAGCUGCAUGAAGUUCUUGAAGGAGAUGGACGUUGUAGAGGUGCCCACGUUUUUAUUUAUAAGAGAUGGUGAGAUCUGUGGAAGGUACGUGGGUUCUGGGAAAGGAGAGCUUAUCGGGGAAAUUCUUAGAUACCAAGGAGUUCGUGUUACCUAUUAAUUAUCAAAGUCGAUACCAAAUAGAAAUCAGGCUUUACUCUUUUCUUUGGGAAAAAUUCUAGUAUUAUUUCCAUGAUUUAUAAAAUGAAAUCGGACGGUGAAGUUAAAUAAUAGAAUUGACGAGGAUUUUAUUAGUAUAUUUUAA